This is a messenger RNA of Haliotis rufescens (red abalone), 919 nucleotides long. RefSeq lists its product as uncharacterized. The transcript has 2 exons. The record is from RefSeq and is a predicted model, not a curated record. Bases 400 to 849 code for a protein of 149 amino acids. NCBI's taxonomy places the organism in Eukaryota, Metazoa, Mollusca, Gastropoda, Lepetellida, Haliotidae.
CAGUGCACCUUGCAUUUAAUCCAACAGAGAAACAUCCAAGGGGCGCCGCCUUACGUAACAAAUGCACAGCAUGUUUUGAUGGUUAUUCAGGAAGACGUAAAUAAUAAAGAAUGAAACUCUCCAAUGCCAAGGUGAUAUUAUAUAAUCUGGUGUUAGUUUACAAAUACAUGUUGAGGAAAAAGUCAAAAUAGAACUUGUUCUCUUUCUUUCUCCAUUGGGAGUAUUUCGAUUCAUAGUGUCCUGAUUUCCUUAUCCAUUUGUAUAAAAGGCCUUGUGUAUUUGCUACAUGGUCAUUCACACCGUUUAUUCUACUGUGGAUAGACGUAACUGUGAAGAUGCAGCUCUAUAAAAUUGCACUCGUUGUGGCCUUGGUGUUCACAGCCUUCUUUGGCUCUGCCUAUGGUGGCCACGGAGGGGGUGGCGGCAAAGGAGGCGGAGGAGGACAUGGAGGCGGUGGAAAAGGAGGUGGUGGCAAAGGAGGCGGUGGCAAAGGAGGCGGUGGCAAAGGAGGCGGUGGCAAAGGAGGUGGUGGCAAAGGAGGCGGUGGCAAAGGAGGUGGCGGCCACGGAGGAGGUGGCGGAAAAGGAGGCGGUGGCAAAGGGGGUGGCGGCCACGGAGGAGGCGGCAAAGGUGGUGGGGGUCAUGGUGGCGGCGGACAUGGAGGUGGCGGCCACGGAGGUGGUCAUGGUGGCGGCGGCGGCGGCCACGGUGGUGGUGGCCACGGAGGUGGUCACGGUGGCGGCGGCCAUGGAGGAGGUGGCCAUGGAGGCGGUGGCCACCAUGGUUAAACUCAACAGGCUCUUCACAUUUCUAUCAAAUGCUGGACAUUUGAUGCCAUCGUUGCCAUAGAAUCGUUGACUACACCACACUAUACAAUGUCAACUUUGAGAAACGACUUCAAAUAAAACCAUGAAAUGAA